GCUCCAAUUCCCGUCUCCGUUUCCCCUCAAUCGUCCGCCCCGUUUACUAGAAGCAGGCCGACUCGACCAAACAGCAUCAUAACAUAGACUUUCUUCAACACUUCACGCCGGCCUUUUCACAACCUAUCCAACCAAAAACACGAAAUACUGCACCGCCUAUCUUUCACCCUACAACACCACGGCCUGCGAUCCGCGACCAUGUGUUCCGCCGACGUCUUCCUCGGCCUGCUCGCCAUCCUCUUCCCACCACUGCCGGUCUGGGUAAAGAGGGGAAUCUGCUCUGCCGACUCCUUGAUCAACAUCCUGCUCUGCAUGCUGGGCUUCCUCCCCGGCCUCCUCCACGCGUGGUACAUCAUCGCCAACUAUCCCGAGCCCGACUACGACUACCAGGGCGUCCCCCAGGACUCGGAGCGCGUCACGUACGUCUUCGUCCACGGGCCCGGCCAGCACAACGCCCAGUACCAGUCGCAGCGGGCCCCCAAGCCUUCGGGCGACAACAAUAACAGCAGGACGUACGGCACCACCGCCGCCAGCGGCGGCCAGAACCCGCAGCAGCAGCAGCAGCAGCAGCAGCAGCAGGCCGGCGCGGGAGAGGGCUCCAGCGACGGCGCCGCGCCGCCCAGCUACGCGCAGGUCGUAGCUGGCGACAACAAGGUGCAGUCGCACGACUAGUAGGCUGUCGGCUUUGUCAUGGCGUCAUGGCUUUCGUCCCGACUUGCGCUCGGCCCCCGCGUGUUUCUACGUCAUCGCAUAUCCUGGCUGUGGCCUUGUGUGCGGUAGGACCCGGGGAUAGGGGCCGAUAGUGGGGAGCAACGGAGCUAUGGUUUUCGUGGCUAUUGCUGGGGCUGGAACUUCUUCUUGAGGUCGCUCCUGGCCCCAUGAGGCGGAGGUCGGGUCACUAUUUCGUUUUUGUGCUUGUUGGGAGUCCAUUGUGUCGAUAUGUUGGUGUUGGGCAGUUUCUCGUCGAUCCAGCCGGAGGCUUCUGGUUUCAUUUUUCCUUUAUUCCUCGGGCAAGGUCUCAGACACAAAGAUUAGACCACGGUCGGUCGUUGUCAUUCUUUUGUUUUUGUUUUGCCGUGUCAGUAUUCCGAGACCUGAUGCGUCCGUGCGACUCGGCAGUAUGCAUGCCAGCAGUCCUCAAUGAACUGCAAUAAACUGUAGAGCUACCUGCUCAAGGCGAGGCGGCUACACGGUUCUCCUUUUACAUGAAUUCAUAUACAUAUGGUACAACCAGCUCGUCGUGUGUUUUGUCCGUGACACUCCUCACAGGGCCAACAUCCUCAUCAUCCUCAAUAUCUCGGCGUC
Gaeumannomyces tritici R3-111a-1 is the source of this 1305-nucleotide messenger RNA. RefSeq lists its product as hypothetical. The coding region runs from base 199 to 672 and encodes 157 amino acids. Gene Ontology annotation, biological process: endosome transport via multivesicular body sorting pathway. The record is from RefSeq and is a predicted model, not a curated record. Gene Ontology annotation, molecular function: ubiquitin protein ligase binding. Gene Ontology annotation, cellular component: fungal-type vacuole membrane; fungal-type vacuole lumen. NCBI's taxonomy places the organism in Eukaryota, Fungi, Ascomycota, Sordariomycetes, Magnaporthales, Magnaporthaceae. The transcript has 3 exons.